Molecule: messenger RNA, 645 nt
Organism: Rangifer tarandus platyrhynchus (Svalbard reindeer)
Lineage: Eukaryota; Metazoa; Chordata; Mammalia; Artiodactyla; Cervidae
Source: the annotation of a GenBank genome assembly
AUGAUACAACUCUUCACUGAACAUUUCUUGGGAGCUUCAGAGAUUGUCCUCCUUGUGGUCAUGGCCUUUGACCGCUAUGUGGCCAUCUGCAGACCUCUGCACUAUGUGACCAUCAUGGACCACCACACAUGCUGCCUCCUGGUGGGGGUGUGUUGGGCAGUGGGUUUUCUCCACUCAUUUGGACAGAUCCUAGUCACUUUCUGGCUCCCAUUCUGUGGUCCCAACAUAAUGGAUCACUUCACGUGUGAUAUAUUCCCCUUGAUACAACUUGCCUGCACUGACACUUUCCUUGCUGGUCUCUUGGUUGCUGUCAAUGGUGGGGUAAUCCCUGUGAUCACUUUUGUAACGUUGUUGGUAUCCUAUCUGUUCAUCCUUUGCUCCAUGAGGACUCACAGCUCUGCAGGGAGGAAAAGAGCCCUGUCUACCUGUAGCUCCCACAUCACAGUUGUUGUCUUCUUCUUUGUGCCCUGUAUAUUUAUGUAUCUGCGACCAGUAGCUACUCUUCCCAUGGAUAAAGCCAUAGCAGUGUUCUAUACUCUUAUUACUCCCAUGUUAAACCCUUUUAUCUGCACAGCAAGGAAUACAGAGGUCAAAAAUGCCAUUAGAAUGCUAUUAAGCAGGAAUACAAUUUCAGAAAAUAAAUGA